Molecule: messenger RNA, 5377 nt
Organism: Mus caroli (Ryukyu mouse)
Lineage: Eukaryota; Metazoa; Chordata; Mammalia; Rodentia; Muridae
Gene: Tp53inp1
Product: tumor protein p53 inducible nuclear protein 1
Biological process (GO): positive regulation of DNA-templated transcription; autophagosome assembly
Cellular component (GO): nucleus; autophagosome
Source: RefSeq, a predicted model, not a curated record
UGCACAACAACAAAAGGACCCGGACGGGCCGGCGGCGGCCAGGGCAGCGACCGCAGCGCAGGAACCGGGCCUGCCGCAGCUACCUCAGCGCCCGCAGCGCUGCUCGGCUCACGGAUGAUGACUCUUCUUGCUCUUCAUCUAAGUUGAAGAAACACUGCGCACUUUAAUCUCUCGUCUGUGACAUUGGGCCAACUGAAGACAGGGUUUUGAAAUCUCAGCUAUAAAGAUAUCUAGCCAAAAUCUCAAUCUUGCCUUAACAAUGUUUCAGAGACUGAAUAAAAUGUUUGUAGGCGAAGUCACUACUUCCAGCCAAGAACCAGAAUUUAGUGAGAAAGAAGAUGAUGAAUGGAUUCUUGUUGACUUCAUAGAUACCUGUACUGGUUUCUCAGCAGAGGAAGAGGAAGAAGAUGAAGACAUUGGUGAAGAGUCCUCAGCAGAGCACACUUCUGUCUUCUCCUGUUUACCUGCAUCUUUGGAAUGCUUGACUGACACCAGUGAUUCCUGCUUCCUUCAGUUUGAGUCCUGUCCAAUGGAGGAGAGCUGGUUCAUCACUCCUCCCCCAUGUUUUACAGCAGGUGGAUUAACCACUAUCAAGGUGGAAACAAGUCCUAUGGAAAACCUUCUCAUUGAACAUCCCAGCAUGUCCGUCUAUGCUGUGCACAACUCCUGUCCUGGUCUCAGUGAGGCAAGUUGUGGAAAUGAUGACUAUAACUCAAGUGGUCCCAGGGCCAGAAAAAGCUGCUUAUAAGACUCACGGGCACAGAAAUGGAAGCCCAGAGUGAAAUGGGGAAGCACAUUCACUGCUGUGUCGCAGCGCUUGCUGCUCAGGCAACAUUUUUGGAACAACCCAAGAGUUUUCGCCCUUCCCAGUGGAUAAAAGGACACAGUGAAAGACAGUCUUUGAACAGAAAUGGCCUCCGUCGCCAGAACCUUACCAGGGAUUGCCACACUCGACAAAUGAAGCACAGUGGCUGGGUGGUUCACCAGCCCUGCCCACGCCAGUACAAUUACUGAGAAUGUUGAGUUAUGUUGGUUUCCUUAGGUUUUGUGCAUAAGUAUUGGAUGUAUGUGUGUACAAUGAAAGUGCUGUCUCCUUCCAGCCAAGUGAAGACCAAUCGCCUAGUGUAUCAGUGUGUUUAGACACUAUCACAACCAGAUUUUUGUGCUGUGUAUCACAUAAUGCCUUGCUCCUGACAAUUACUUUUUAAAAAACCUUUUAGCAUAUUUUUGGAAACAUAUCAAUACAGUGACAGUGUUUGGGGUUGUCUUUAAGUACAGUAAGGUAUAUAUAUGAGUUAGCAUCUUAAGGACAUUUCUAACCCCAAGUCUUAAGAGUAGACAUCUUUUCAAUUUCCUUUAUUUUGUAUUAUUUAAUCUUUUGUGUAAGCAAAAAUUUAUUCUCAGGGUCAGCCAUAUACUUUAUUGACCAGUACUUGAUAGCCUUUUCUGUAUAUAAUGAGUACAUUUUUACACUAACACAAGCAUUAACAGGUGAUUUUUGCCAUGGAUAUAAUGGAAUUAAUGGUUGAACUUACUUUUCAAAGAAAACUUGACGUAUUUCUGUAUAUAUGUUUUUUCCCCCAGAUUAGUCAUUGUAGUGCAUUGUGGAAUUCAGGUACAUUAACUUUGGUGAACAAUAUAUUCAGUAAUUCUGAUGUGACUCCACGAUAUGGUACAAAGACUACAGAUGUCGUGGCCAAAAGCAUUUGUUUCAUAUGCAAAGGGAAAAAUCAGACCCAUGAGAUGAUAUCUGGAAUCUAUUUGUAGAUAACCCACAGAGCAGUCAGUAUUUGGAGAUGUCUAGAUUCCUAACUGCCAGCUCAGCUAAAAAUGCACAAACGUGUGCCCAGGCACUCAGUGACUUCAUGCUUGUGUCUGCCACAAGAAAGGGAGAGACAACAGUGGUAACUCCUCAGAACAGAAGAAAUCCCUUGUCCUCCCAAGGGAUUUCUGGUGGCAUCUGUUUAUAGCACCUAAGUGAAGAUUGAUGGGUUGGUUUCCACAAGCUUUCGUUUUUAAACUUCACAAUAUCCUUAGCCACUUUGGCCUGUUUCCUCCACAGCAGGAGAGUGCUAAUACUUACCUCCCUCACAGAGUUGUGAGGAUCAUAUACUGAUUGGAAGUGGGGCUGUCAGAACUGAACUCUGAACUUCCAGGGUCUUUCUACUGAACCUAGUUGUGGGAGGCUCCGGCAGUUUAUUGCCAUGAUUAUUCUUCAGGGUUGGUGCUAAUGAGGCUAGAGCACAGGGUUCCGCUCAUAUAUACCAGUUACGGUGGUAGAGGAAAGUCCAUUCUCUUACCUCUAUCUGGUCAGCUCUUAAAGAACAGUUUUGGUGGAUUUUGGUGAGCCAUCCACACUUGCUGGAAGAUUAAACACAUUUACAGCUUGAAGUACAUUCUACUAAGAACAAUACCAUUGCCGCAUAUUCAAACUGCUCAUUUCCCUAGCCCCUCUGCAACCAUAACUAAACGUUUGUUUAUGAAAUAAUUUCAAGGAAAAACGAAGCAUACCGUUAUGUGAAGUAUUAUCCCUGAAGCAGCUUGAUGCAGGGAACCCUGGGAAACUUUCAGGAAGGUACAGUGCUUUUCUCUGAUGAGGCUGGGCAUUUAGAGCUGCAGUCAGAUGGGGAAGGGAGUUAACACUGGCUAUGAUUAGGUGCCAGACAGGAUGUCUCCUAAGAACAGGAAUCUAGACUAAUUCUUUCCUUAAGUCUUUUCCAUAUUGACUUCCCCUUUUAUUUAUUUGUUUUCUAAUUAAGGGGCCAAGUCUGUAGAGUUUGUUAAACUGAGAAGUUGUUAUUAUUUGUUGUCAUGGAGGUGUGCAUAUUUUAUACCACAGCUAUUAUAGGGUCAUAUGUUGGUAACUUGAAAUAGACCAGUUAAGUGUCUUCUGGACAAAGGUUCUGAAUACAUGUAGCUUUGCCCCUAUUCCCUUACAUCACACGAAAGCUGUCUCACAAGCUGAAAGUUCAGCCAUCAGAAUUUGUUUGGCCAGCAUGAAUUGGUUUAUGUAUUAAACUAUACUUUUUUUGUUUUUGUUUUUUAAAAACCUUCCCACCACAUUUAUUUAUCCCUUAAGUACACUUACAUCUCUGUCACUUACUGACUUUUCAUUUGCUUUGUCUAUGCUUAGUGUUUUGUUCCUGUAAAUCAGCAAGCAAAUCAAUUACUGGGAUUUUUUUCUUUGGGGUUAAGAUUACCACUCCACCUAUAGUAAGUAGGUAGCACACUGUGGUUUUUGUGUGAGAAUCUAACGUUUAUAUCUAAAAUUGACCCUUGUAAGAACUGAAGAAAAAAGUUACAUAACUCGAUUGAAGUUCUUAAUCACUAGGUGUUUUGUUAGGCAACUAUCAUGUGUUAGAUACAAGUCUAAUAACACAGAACAAUGUUAACCUGUUAAACAUUGUUUUGAAACCUGGCCAAAAAUACAUUUUAUGAGUUGAUUACUCAUUAUCAUCAUCACCAUCAUUUUGCUGUUAUACCUACUAGUGGUUUACAGUGUUCUUCAAUGCACUGAAAGUACAAAUAAGAAGACCCCAAGAGUUGAGGAUGUAGCUUAGUGGUAGAGGAUUUGCCUAGCAUGUGCAAGGUCCUGAGUUCCAUCCCCAGCACUGUAGGAUGAAAACAAAACAAAUAAGCAAGACUCCAGGAUUUAGUAGCACUGACCAUUUCUAAACCAAUAGCCUAGAAUAAUGCUUGCAAGGUCUGGAACACAUGGUAUGUAUCAGCCAUACAUCUGGAGUCUAAUUUUUUAGCUUUUAUAGUAGACUCCACAUUCCCCAAAGUUUGUAUUUUAUGUUGAACAUUUUAGACUGUGUAUUCUGUUAAUUACUAUUUCCUGGGUUAUAUUCUGUACUGUAUAUAGGUACUUAAACCUCACCAUACUUACCUUUUAUGACAGUUUGUAUUUAUAUGGUUGCAUAGGUGGGCAAUUUUUUGCAAGAUGCAAAAAGGUUGGAUUUUACUUCUCACUGUAGAAAGUUCAAAACAAAACAACAUUAACUUUCUGUAUAUUUUUCCAAUUCCCAUGCAGAUUGUUCUUUAGUUCUUUGGUUUUAGCAAAAAGAGUGUUUACUUAAAACGUGUGAGGGUUCAUAUGCCUGGCUGUCGUUUUAUGUUUCUCAAAUCUGUACAGGUUUACAGUCUUUGCUUUUGUUAAAGUUUGAAUUGCUUUGCUAUUUUGCUGUCCUCACAGAGGUAUUCAGUCUCUGUAUACUCUUAAAAGAAGAAAAAGCAAAGGAGGGUAUAUUCUUUAUCAUUUUCUUUGAGUUGGAAACAAAUGUAUGAAGGACUACAACUAGAAAAUAGACAUUUAAAUGCAUUUAAAUAGGCUAGUGGAAAAAAGUUUCUACCUUUUUCUUUUUGUUUUAGAGACAGUUAAAAGACUGCUCCUUGUACUGGGAGAUACCAGUGUAUGCUUCUAUUGUUGCCUUGAAAUUAUCUUUUUAUUUUUUAAGGCCUAUAGAUACUAUUACCUUUAAAGUCUUUAAAGUUAGGUAGUUUCAUGCUAGCAGCCUCUAAUGUAUUAUAAAUGGCAACCCUAUCUUCUUAUUCUGUUAAAAUUCUCUUGAAAUGUGACACCAAUUCAAGUGGCUUAGGUGCAGAGAGACCAAGAAUAGAUGCAGAAAGGCAGGAAGAGAAGUUACUAUUCAGAGGAAGGCAGCUUAAAUGUAUGAUCUAUCAUUGAUAAGUUUCCUUGUGAUAUUGAAAAAUGUUUCUAACUGUACUUGCCUGAUGUUUUAGUAUUGUUUUCUAGAUGGACUUGUAAAAACAAAACCGUGAUUUUUGUGAGGUUAGAAGUGUGUAUUUGGGGGCCUCAGGUGUGUGUGUGUGGUUUUAUUUUCCUCCAGAAGUUUUGAACUUUAGUCAAUAAUUGUGUGUUAUUUUUAAGAAGUGACUUUAUUUUUUCUCUAGUAAAAUUGUGAACACAUUUUCCUUCUGAAGGCAGGAUAUGAGCUAUGGAUUCUGAAAAGUAUUGUAGGAUGUACUAUGUGCCGUCUUUAUGUGUUUAUGGGCACAAUGUUUUCUCUCAUCAACUUGAAACUUAAAAGGGACAUUUUGGUUAGAUUACUGUACACCAAUCUAUGCAUAAAUGGCAGCUUGUUUUCUUGAGCCACUAUCUAAUUGUUCUUUUUUUUAUAUAUAUAAAUUUUUUUAUACUGAUUGGGUCAGAGAUGGUCAGUUUUAUACAGAAUGAACAGCACAGCACUUUGCCAAAAAAAAAAAAAAAAACCAAACAAAAAACAAAAAACAUGUAGCAUUGCUUAAACAUUGUGUAUUAAUACCAGUUCUUUGUAAUGGGUUCAGUAGUGCAUUUUGCACUGCACAGAGUUACAGUUUUUUAAUCUGUCAGUAAAUAAAAUGUCCUUUAACUUAA